Molecule: messenger RNA, 801 nt
Organism: Rhizophagus irregularis DAOM 181602=DAOM 197198
Lineage: Eukaryota; Fungi; Glomeromycota; Glomeromycetes; Glomerales; Glomeraceae
Molecular function (GO): hydrolase activity, acting on ester bonds
Source: RefSeq, a predicted model, not a curated record
AUGAUUGUACUUGGUGACUCUUAUUCCGAUAAUGGGAAUGGAGUAUUUAAAAUAUCAGACGGUUCCUUCCCCCCUCCUCCAUAUUUUGAAGGAAGAUUUACUAAUGGUCCAGUUUGGGUCGAAUAUUUAUCAAAGAAACUUGGUUUGAAUUCAGUCAAUUAUGCUGCAGGCGGCGCAACAAUAAAUUCUUUGUCUGUACCUAGUUCAUCUGGAUUUAAUGAUGAAAUUGAAGUUCCUGGGAUUAGACAACAAGUUAAUGAUUAUGUGAAUGAAGCACAUGAAGAAGGAAUAAGUUAUAAAGGAAAUGAAAAUUUAUAUGUGGUUACAUCUUUUGGUAAUGAUUAUAUUCAUACAAUUAGACAUGGUCCAGGAAUAGUUAGUCCUGAACAAGUAAUCGGUCAAUUUAUAACUAAUUUACAAACAUUAUAUAUUGAAGUUGGAGCUGUUAAUAUAUUGGUUACAACUUUACCAAAUAUUGCUGAUUUUCCGGGAUUUUCAAGAUCAAAUGAAUCGGAAAGAGCUUUUUUAUCAAAACUUGUUAAUGAUCAUAAUAUGUUACUUAAACAAGCACUUGACGUUUUAAAAUUUGAUUUUGGUAAAAUUAAAACUUUUGUAAUUGAUAUUGAAAAAGUUUUUGAAAAAUUUUCUAAUCAAAAUUCAAAUGUACCAUGUUUAACUAUUAAUCAUUAUGGUACUCAUGUUUGUGAUUAUCCUGAUGAUUUCUUGUUUUGGGAUAAUCUUCAUGUUACUACUAUUGUACACGAAGCAAUUGCUUUAGAAGCUUAUAAAUUAUUAACAUGA